Impatiens glandulifera is the source of this 1587-nucleotide messenger RNA. RefSeq lists its product as uncharacterized. Gene Ontology annotation, molecular function: oxidoreductase activity. The transcript is spliced from 3 exons. NCBI's taxonomy places the organism in Eukaryota, Viridiplantae, Streptophyta, Magnoliopsida, Ericales, Balsaminaceae. The coding region runs from base 1 to 1494 and encodes 497 amino acids. The record is from RefSeq and is a predicted model, not a curated record.
AUGAAGUAUUUUGUCGUGUUUCAGUUAAAAAGGUUGGGCGCGCGUGAGCUGAUCCAGUGCUUCGUGAGCGCGCCUUUUCUUCGUUGCAGCGGGCGACAUAGACAGCUCAUGAGAGUUGGAUGGAAAUCCAUCGCCUAUUUAAAGGUUGUGGUUUCAGUUGCAGUAAUUCUUCCAAGCUUCGACUACACUGGAUCACAUGCAUUUUCUUUUUAUUUGAACGAUAAUGAUAUAGAGAUAAUUACAGCAGGCUUGGCUGCCGCUAUCCGCCUUAAGGCUAACAAUAUCCCUUUUAUCCUCCUCGAAGCUUCCAACGCCGUAGGCGGCCGGGUCCAAACCGACGUUGUGGACGGAUUUCUCCUCGACCGCGGAUUCCAAAUCUUCAUUACUGGUUAUCCCGAAGCUCAGAAGCUUCUCGAUUACGAUGCCUUAGAUCUCCGGAAAUUCUAUUCUGGCGCUAGGAUUUUCUACGGCGGAGGCUUCCAUACCGUAGCAGAUCCCCUUCGCCACUUGGGCGACUCCAUCCAGUCGCUUUUUAACCCAAUCGGCAACUUAUUCGAUAAAUUGUUGAUUGCGGUCACUAGAAUUAGUGUCUUAGUGAGAUCCGACGAUGAAAUUAUACUGGCCGAUGAAGUUAAAACAAUUGAUUUGUUGAAAACGAUUGGAUUCUCUGAUUCCAUUUUGGAUCGUUUCUUCCGGCCUUUCUUUGGCGGAAUUUUCUUCGACCCUAAUCUGGAGACGACGUCAAGGCUCUUCGAAUUUAUCUUCAAGUGCCUCGCUCUUGGGGACAACACCCUCCCGUCGAAAGGUAUAUCUGCGAUUCCCGAACAAUUGGCAGCAAAACUUCCUCCUGAAUCAAUAUUCUUAAACUCAAGAGUAGUUUCAAUCGAUUUUGAUUCCUCCACCGUGAAACUUCAGACGGGGGAAGUUUUCAGUUGCGAACAUGGAAUUAUUGUAGCGGUGGAGCAACCGGAGGCGGUUAAACUUUUGGCGGGAAAGGUGAGGCUGGAUCCGGUUAAGAAACCGGUUCGGAGCACAGUGUGUUUGUAUUUCUCGGCCGGGUUAAAUGAAAUCCCGGUUAGGGAUCCGGUACUGUUUCUUAAUGGGACAGGUAAGGGGAUUGUGAAUAAUAUGUUCUUCGCUAGCAAUGUGAGCCCGUGUUAUGCGCCGGCGGGGAAGGCGCUGGUAUCUGUUUCGCUUAUCGGCUUGAUGGAAGACAAAUCGGAUGAGGAUCUGACGGCGGAGGUUGUGCGGGAGCUAUCUAGUUGGUUUGGAGAGAGAAUGGUGAGUAAGUGGAGACAUUUGAGGACAUAUCGGAUCGAGUUUGCUCAGCCGAAUCAAAGCCCGCCUACGGAUUUGAUGAAAGAUCAGAGAGUGCGGGUCGGGUUGUAUGUGUGUGGGGAUUAUCAGACUAGUGCUACAUUUGAUGGUGCUUUAGUUUCUGGCAGGAAGUCUGUUGAAGCUUUGUUGAGAGAUAGGUCUCUUCAUCAAAAUUGAUUCAAUCCAAUUCUAACCUUAUUUUUAAUUCAUUAUGUACAAAAACAAUAUAAUAAUGCUUUUAUUUUUUAUUAUAUAUAUUUAUUUAUUUCG